Molecule: messenger RNA, 1026 nt
Organism: Candidozyma auris
Lineage: Eukaryota; Fungi; Ascomycota; Pichiomycetes; Serinales; Metschnikowiaceae
Gene: HEM2
Product: porphobilinogen synthase HEM2
Exons: 1
Coding region: 1-1026 (341 amino acids)
Biological process (GO): heme biosynthetic process
Cellular component (GO): cytosol
Molecular function (GO): porphobilinogen synthase activity; zinc ion binding
Source: RefSeq, a predicted model, not a curated record
AUGCACCAGGCCGAAUACCUUCCUCCAAGCGGCACAGACAUCUCGCUGGUGCUCCAGGGCGGGUACAAUCAUCCGUUGGCCCGAGUCUGGCAGAGCGAAAGACAGCUCACCAAGCUGAUGUUCAUCUUCCCCUUGUUCGUGAGCGAUGUGGAGGACGAGGAAACUGAGAUCCCGUCGUUACCUAGAAUCAAGAGACACGGCAUCAACAAGUUGGCUGCUUACGUAAGGCCGCUUGUGGAGAAGGGGCUCCGGGCGGUGAUUUUGUUUGGCGUCAUUUUGAAAGACGGCGUCAAGGACAGCGUGGGCUCGGCUGCUGACGAUCCUGACGGGCCGGUGAUCCAGGCGAUCAAGUUGUUGAAACGGGAGUUUCCGUCGUUGUACAUCAUGUGCGACGUGUGUCUCUGUGAGUACACGGACCACGGCCACUGCGGCAUUUUGAACGACGACGGUCUGUUGAAAAGGGAGCCCAGUGUAUUGAGAAUCGGUGCUGUGGCGGUCAACUACGCCAAAGCUGGAGCACACUGCGUGGCUCCGUCAGAUAUGAUGGACGGGCGAAUCAAGGAGAUCAAGUUGGGGCUCAUUGCCGCCAAGCUCGAGAACAAGGUGCUUGUGAUGUCGUACCUGGCCAAGUUUCUGGGCUCCCUCUACGGGCCUUUCAGGGACAUUGCUGGGCUGGCUCCUUCGCAUGGCGACAGAAAGCUGUACCAGUUGCCCUCGGGAGGCGCUGGCUUGGCCCGAAGGGCUCUUGUCAGAGACAUUGAGGAGGGUGCUGAUGCCUUCAUCGUGAAACCUUCCACUUUCUACCUUGACAUCGUCAACGAGGCGCUGAAAAUUUGUAAAGACUUCCCGCUUGCGGUCUAUCAGGUGAGUGGAGAGUACGCCAUGUUGCACGCUGCCGCUGAGAAGGGUGUUGCUGACUUGAAGGCCAUUGCGUUCGAGUCUCACAACGGAUUUUUGAGAGCCGGCGCCCGCUUGUUCAUCAGUUACUUCACGCCAGAGUUUCUCGAGUGGCUCGAUGAGGAGUAG